CCCUCCACACGGCGCUGGAAUCUAAACUUAGCACACAGGGACACAGGCUACAUGCACACUCACGCUCCUCCUCACUGAACGGAGGGACUGGUUGACAUGAGAGAAGUGUAGGGACAAACGGAAAUUGUUUUCAGUAUGAAUGAGACGCUGGAGACGGCGUCCAAAUGCCACCACCGUUCUUCGAUUCCUUGUGAUUUUAUAGGGAUAGACUUCAGAGAAAGGUAAGGCUAGGAUAAUCGGUUGGGAUAUUUUAAGCGCUGCGCUCCGUCUUCCAUCCCGGCAUAGCCUAACAGAGCUAGACAAAAAGGUGGAAGAAGAACUUCAGCUGAGAGAAACAGAAGGGGGAGGAGACGUCACUUCGCAACAAAGUUACGAAAACGUGAUUUGAAAUGGUCUGGCCAAGAACUUAAAUGCCAAUUGAUGAGCAACGACAGCGAGGCUGGCGAAGGCGCAAAAGGAAAGGAGUCUCUCCGGAGGAGCGGUUGAUGAACGAGCGUUGGAGAUGUCUCUUUGGAUGAUAUUACCUGUCAGCCUACCAGCCUUAACCAUUACAGGGAUAUGGGUCGUGUAUGCCAUGGCCCUCUACAACCAACACGUGUGCCCAGUGGAGAACUGGAUGUAUAACCAGUCGUGUGAGGAGGAGUUGCCAUUCCAGAGAGGCCCAACUCUCUGCUGCACUCUGGACAAUGUUCCCCUCAUCAGCAAAUGUGGAACCCUACCUCCUGAGAGUUGCUUCUUCAGUCUCAUCUGCAGUACCGGCUCUUUCAUGGUGAUGGUGAUUGUACUCAUGCGCUAUGCUCACGUGAUUGAGAAGCACCAGAACUGUGUUCUGAACACGGCCAGUCUCUCCACUGGCUGGAUCUGUGCAGCUGGACUCAUCAUCGUUGGCAACUUCCAGGUGGACAACGCUAAAGUGCUUCACUACGUGGGCGCAGGAGUGGCCUUCCCCACCAGCAUGCUGUUUGUGUGCCUGCAGUCGGCGCUCACCUACCGGCUGGCCAAGACGCAGGGCGAGUACAGCGUGGGCCACCUGCGCCUGGUCAUGAGUCUGGUGGCCUUGAUCUCCCUCGUGCUCAGUGGCGUGUUCUUCGUCCAGGAGAGCUAUGCGCUGCAGCACGCCUCGGCCAUCUUCGAGUGGGUCUUCUGUGUCAUCAUCAUGCUCUUCUACGGCACAUUCGCCUUCGAGUUCGCCGGCGUGUCCGGCAACACCGUCAUGGUCCUGGCACGCGGCGGAGCCUUGGGGCCCAGAGGGCGGGAGCACAAGAUGGAGAACCACCAACCAGAGAGCAUGUCCGUGCUGUAGCCGUGGAGACGGAGGCCACCGGGCUGGCCCUCGACCAAUCACAGUGAGGCUAGGAGAGGUGGCAUUUCCCCGGGGAGGGGGAGGAGAGCGUCAUCAGCAGCAGCAGGCCAGUAGCCGUUCCUCUCACCGUCCACCUCUCCCCCCGAGUCUUGUCGGAAAUUCUCGCCAAAGAACUCUCCGCAGAACUUUGCACACGGCUGAGAGACCAAAGACUAUUUUUGCUCUUGUUUUUUGUCUUCUGGUUAUUUUUAGUUUUGUUUUCUGCUCUCAGUCCCUCUGGAGGUGUGGAGACCCACGGGACUCAGUGUUGCUGGAAGACAGCCACAGGUACAGAGGCUUCACAUGACCCUCACAUGACCCUCAGAGCUGUCACUGGGCUGCAGGCUGCUGGAAGGCUCUGCAGUUGGAAGGGAAACACAUAUAUACAUACAUACAUACGUACGUACAUACAUACAUACAUACAUACAUACAUA
This is a messenger RNA of Clupea harengus (Atlantic herring), 1776 nucleotides long. Its product is annotated as Transmembrane protein 150A-like. NCBI's taxonomy places the organism in Eukaryota, Metazoa, Chordata, Actinopteri, Clupeiformes, Clupeidae. The record is from RefSeq and is a predicted model, not a curated record.